UAGUUCAACAAUACCUUUACUUCCCAUCUCCAAAUAUGAAGCGGAUUCUUUUCCUUUCGCUCCUCAUUUCUACCCUCUUUUCUCUUUCCUUCUCAGAGCUCUGCAACCACCAUGACAAAAAGGUUCUCCUCCAAAUCAAACAACACUUCGGCAAUCCUUACCUUCUUGCCUCUUGGAAGUCGGACACCGAUUGCUGCAAAUGGUACCAGGUCAAGUGUGAUUCUACCAACCACCGUAUCAUUUCUCUCACCAUUUUCGCCGGUGAACUUUCCGGCGAAAUCCCCCCUGCUGUUGGUGAUUUACCUUAUCUCCAAACCCUUGAGUUCCACAAGCUAACAAACAUUACAGGCCCCAUACAACCCGCCAUUGCCAAGCUCAAAAGCCUCAAAAUUCUGAGUCUUAGUUGGCUAAGCCUCACUGGACCGAUACCUGACUUCCUUAGCCAACUCAAGAGUCUCACGUUGUUGGACCUGGCUUUUAACAGCCUGUCUGGAUCAAUACCGAGUUCACUCGCUCUAUUGCCAAAUCUCGGGACACUUCACUUGGACAGGAACAAGCUCACAGGCUCCAUCCCAGAAUCAUUCGGUGCAUUUCAAGGCAAAGUACCUUAUCUUUACUUGUCUCAUAACCAACUUUCAGGCAAAAUCCCUGCAUCUCUAGGCAAAACGGACUUCAACGUCCUCGAUUUCUCUCGCAACAGGCUUGAAGGCGAUGCUUCUGUCCUGUUUGGACCAAACAAAACUACCGAAAUCGUAGACCUGUCAAGAAAUCUGUUGAAAUUUGAUUUGUCAAAGGUGGUGUUUCCCAGCAGCCUGACAUGGUUAGACGUUAAUCACAACAAGAUCUACGGUAACAUUCCCGUGCAGAUGACUCAACUCAAUCUGCAAUCCUUGAACGUGAGUUACAACAGGCUUUGUGGGCAGAUUCCUGUGGGUGGUGAUUUGCAGAGAUUUGAUCACUACACAUAUUUCCAUAAUCGUUGCUUGUGUGGCGCUCCUCUUGGAAGCUGCAAGUAGGAAUUCUUGGGCAAAUAUGCACUUCCUAAUAUCUUUAGCUAAUUGCUUUUGAGCAUCCAAAUCUGGAUUUAGCUCAAGCAAUUAUGUAUGCAAAGAUCGUUAAUUAAAUAAUUGUGCAUACUUUAAUGGUUU
Messenger RNA from Manihot esculenta (cassava), 1148 nucleotides. Its product is annotated as polygalacturonase inhibitor. The transcript has a single exon. The record is from RefSeq and is a predicted model, not a curated record. Gene Ontology annotation, molecular function: protein binding. The coding region runs from base 36 to 1016 and encodes 326 amino acids. Lineage: Eukaryota; Viridiplantae; Streptophyta; Magnoliopsida; Malpighiales; Euphorbiaceae.